Didymodactylos carnosus is the source of this 1307-nucleotide messenger RNA. The record is from the annotation of a GenBank genome assembly. Lineage: Eukaryota; Metazoa; Rotifera; Eurotatoria; Philodinida; Philodinidae.
AUGGCUAUGAGUGGCGCCGAGAGAGUAAAAAAGUAUCGAAAGAAAUUAAAGAAGGAUAAGGUUAAGCACAAUAUUGUUAAAGCGAAAGCUCGUGUUCUUAAUAACUCUGUAAAAACAAAGUUAAAAGGCGCGGCGUUGGAAAAAUUUCGUAUUAAUAGUAGAAAUCGUCAGAAAUUAUAUCGUGAGAAUAAGUCGUCAAUCAUUCCAUCAAUCGUUCCAAAACCUACUUAUCAACGUACUCAGGUCCAGCUUGCUGACAAAUUAAAACAGAGUGUUUAUAAGUUUUAUGUUCGUGAUGACAUUUCCUAUCAAUUACCUGGAAAACGUGAUACAAUUGUUGUGAGAGAUGAAUACGGAGGGAAAUCAACUCAUCAGAAACGUGUUUUGAUUGCUAGUAUACGUGAAACACAUGGAUUGUUUAUGUUAGAAAAUGUAGGUGUUGAUAUUGGAGGUACGGCUUUUGCUUUGUUAAAACCUGGUUUUGUUGUUCCAAAAGCUGCCUUAGCUCAUCGUAAUUGCUUGUGUCAACAUCAUGAAAAUGUUUAUUUGUUGAUAAAACUGUUGGAAAAAUACGUAGGUGGCAGAGCGUGUUCAUCUCUGCAAAAUUUAAGCGAUUCCUUAGUUUGUUCGACGGAAAGCGAGGAAUGUAUGUUCGGUCAGUGUCCAUUGUGUACAGGGAAUUUCAAAGAAAAUAUCGAAGAUGAGAUCACAGAUAAAUCUGCUAAAGUAAAUUAUUGUCAAUGGACGAAUGAAAAUGGUCGUGCGGAAAAAAAGGAGUUUUCCGGAACUGUGAAAGAAAUUGUUAGCUUGUUGAAUUCCAAAGUUGCUCAUUUUUUGUUUCAUGUUUACGUAAAGCGUCAGCAGUCGAAGUAUUUUGAAAAAUUAAAAUUGGAAGUGAGUGAUGAAAAAGUUUGUAUUCAAGUCGAUUUCGCAGAAAACUAUGGCAUGAAAGAAAAUGAUGAAAUCCAGUCCGCACAUUGGUCUACUAAAACGUUGAGUAUAUUCACUGCAUAUGUUUGGGCUGAAAGUGAAUGUUUUUCGUACGCUUUGCCUUCCAAUGAUAUUUCUCAUGAUAAGUUUGUUGUUGAUUCUGCUCUGAAAAUGAUUUUGAAUGACUUGAAAACUGUACUUCCAAGUGUUAAAGAGAUUACUUUCUUUUCCGACGGCGCAGCUAGCCAAUUUAAGCAGAGAUUUCAUUUUAGAAAUUUACUUGAAAUUGCUAAUUUUUAUAAAGUGAAACUCAGUUGGAAUUUCUUUGCUACUUCACAUGGCAAGGGCGUCGUCGAUGGGAUCGGUGGUACUGUCAA